CUUGAAAAAGCGGCGGCGGAGAACGAGCGGCCGAGGAACUAAAUUGAGGUUUUUCUAAAUUCUUCCUUCAAAUGACGUGAUUAUCGGUUUUGAUGAUACAGAAUGAACAUCAAACAUCUGACGAACAUUCUCCCGCCUCAGGAUGGUGCAGCAAAAAUCACAGCAUUGGCUUGGUCACCUAACAAUGUGAAGUUGGCUGUAUCAACUGCAGAAAGGAUUGUUCUGCUGUUUGAUGAGACUGGGGAAAGGAAGGACAAAUUCUCUACUAAACCUGCAGAUUCCAAGUAUGGUAAGAAAAGCUACCUGGUUAAGGCCAUAGCUUUCUCUCCAGAUAGUACCAAGAUAGCUGUAGGUCAGACUGAUAAUAUUAUCUAUGUCUAUCGGAUUGGGGAAGAAUGGGGUGAAAAGAAAGUGAUAUGCAACAAAUUUGUGCAGUCAUCUCAGGUCACAUGCCUUACCUGGCCGCUGGAGGGACCCAUCGUCUUUGGCCUUCUUGAGGGGAAAGUGCGAGCUGCCAAUAUAAAGAGCAACAAGAGCCAUACACUGUAUCAGACUGAUUCAUAUGUUGUUUCUCUCACCCCAAACUUGAGAGGAACUGCAUUUUUGUCUGGUCAUGCAGAUGGUUCAGUAGUCCGGUAUUAUGUGAGUGAUGACCCAUAUGCAGAACCACAGGGUAAGAUUAUUUCCCAUCCUGUGCCUCCUUAUGCAAUGGCCUGGACCAACAACAACAUAAUCAUUGCUGGUUGUGACAAACGUAUUAUAAUGUACAACAAAUCGGGUAAAAUACACCAGCAGUUUGAUUACAGCAGAGAUGAGACAGAGAGAGAAUUCACAACUGCUGUUACAAGCCCCAGUGGGCAAGCUCUUGUGAUUGGCAGUUAUGACAGGUUACGGAUCUUUGAUUACAACACCUCACGUGGAAUGUGGGAUGUGAAAGCAAACCGUGAAUUUCAAGGAUUCUAUACUAUUACUGCCUUAGCUUGGAAAAGAGAUGGUUCAAGGCUAGUGUGUGGGACACUGUGUGGAGCUGUUGAAUUGUUUGACUCAGUUCUGAGCCACUCUUCCACCGCGCCCUCAAAUCAAAGUUGGUCCCACGUCCAUGUGAAGCAUAUUUUCAGUAUUCCUUGCUGGCAAGUUUCCCUGCUACUUGUUAACAUGACUCUCCUGUUACUCGACGUCACCACGGACACUCGAACUCGCGAACCUGAGGAUAGAAAGGCACCCAUCCGUGGCUCUAUCCACUGA
Molecule: messenger RNA, 1245 nt
Organism: Penaeus indicus
Lineage: Eukaryota; Metazoa; Arthropoda; Malacostraca; Decapoda; Penaeidae
Product: intraflagellar transport protein 172 homolog
Exons: 9
Coding region: 103-1245 (380 amino acids)
Biological process (GO): intraciliary transport
Cellular component (GO): axoneme; intraciliary transport particle B; ciliary basal body
Molecular function (GO): protein binding
Source: RefSeq, a predicted model, not a curated record